Messenger RNA from Penicillium pulvis, 879 nucleotides. RefSeq lists its product as uncharacterized. The record is from RefSeq and is a predicted model, not a curated record. Bases 1 to 879 code for a protein of 292 amino acids. NCBI's taxonomy places the organism in Eukaryota, Fungi, Ascomycota, Eurotiomycetes, Eurotiales, Aspergillaceae. The transcript has a single exon.
AUGGUGCUGGAAAACCUUGAUAUUGAGCAGGGAGACCUAGAUGAAAUCCUGAAACAUUACAAAGGAGAUCUCAUGAGUCGGGCUAUCACCAUUAUUUGCCUCGGUAAACUUCAACCGGAAACGCAUGAAGGGACCGAACACUUUGUCCUUGGAGACGCUAUUCGUUUACUGCCUGCACACUGCCAAGUUCGUGUCGAUCCAAGCAGUCCUUCAUCUAUCCCUGAAUAUUACCCUAACUUCGCUACUUUGCCAAUAUGGGGGGAAAUUGUGGGACCCCAUACGAGCGUUGGAAUGGUUCACCAGGACAUUCCCAUCUCCACGAAGCGCCACAGAAACCAUGCAUUAGAGGACCCCCUCGAUAUGAUACCUGUCGGUACUGAAAUGUACAUUCGCCCUCGGGUGACCAAGCCAUUCUUUGACUUCUUUGCCGAGGGGUUUGCCUUUAACCCAGACAACAUCAGGCGGGAUAAUUUUCACAUCAACCCAAGAUACGCUGAUCCCAAGGUUCUGAAAGAAACCGCCCUCAUGCUACUACAGGAACGCAAAGCACUUUUCGACAAGCGUGCAGAGAAUGAAUGGACCGAGCACAUGCGUGAUUGGAGGUGUAAGCGCCGUCAGUGGGAAUUGACUCUUCUCGAAAAUGAAUGGAUACACAAAGAACAAAGCAUGAUCCUGCCCCUGGGAUUCGGUAUCGACAACCUUGUUGAUGCCCGCCGACACAUCGAGAUCGAGAACGCCAAGGAACGUGCAGGUCUGAUUUCACCCUUCGAGAUUGGACUGCGUGACAAGGAGAGGACUCAGCCCUAUGACGAGGUCAUUAAGGAAAUGGCUGAACUUGAUUCAGCUAUAAAGCAGCUUGAGGAGAUGCUGAAGAAUUGA